Hydatigera taeniaeformis is the source of this 1140-nucleotide messenger RNA. The record is from the annotation of a GenBank genome assembly. Lineage: Eukaryota; Metazoa; Platyhelminthes; Cestoda; Cyclophyllidea; Taeniidae.
AUGCAACAUCAUACGCAAAACUGCAAGAAAUUGGGAACAACUAUAAGGUCGUACCCAAUCAGUGCGGGGUUUCAAGGUCGACACACUUCAGCCAUUGAGUUCAAAAUGGAAUUUGCGAAAUUGGCUAAAAGACUAGAUCAGGUGUUCAAACUUCCUCUUGCGGAGUCGUGGGAUAAUGUCGGUCUUCUUAUACACCCGUCCACUUCAACGUCCGUUAGUCGCAUAUGUCUAACUAAUGACUUGACUGAGUCCGUACUCUCCGAAGUGGUGCACACCGGUGCCAACUUUGUAAUCGCCUACCAUCCCCCAAUAUUUCGUCCAUUGAAGCGACUCACUCAAGGUACAUCAAAGGAGCGCAUUGUUAUUAAGUGUAUUGAAAACAAAAUUGCUGUCUAUUCGCCUCACACCGCCUUGGAUGCUGUCUCUGGCGGCCUGAACGAUUGGCUACUUAGUCCAUUUGAUGUACUAUGUAAAAUUCCGAUUAAAGGCAACAAUCUGGUGAGCAGACCACCUGUCCUUACGACGAGGCACAACUGCAAGUUUCAGGAAUAUUGUAUUCGGAAUAAUAUUGCUCCCAUCAACUGCGAUAUAGCUUCGUCCGAUGGUCGACUAGCUGAGGCAGUUGUGGGUGGAGAUGCAUCGGAGUUCCAUGACGCGGAAAUUGGCGGCGCUAUCACAUUCUUGCCGGAGGAGGGAACUGGUCGCAUAGGCCUUCUUAAGGAAGGCUAUACCAUCACCGACGUAAUCAAAUCCUACAAGACAUUACUUAAUACAAAUAUUCUUAAAGUUGCCCUUGGCCACGGGAAAACGUUUGAUAGUCCGGUGACGGCAAUUGCGGUGUGUGCAGGAUCUGGAGGCUCACUUUUUUCACAGGAGCCGAUGGCACAAGUGGCGGACCUCCUAGUGACGGGUGAGGCCUCUCAUCACGAGCAGUUGGAGGCAGUAGCCCGCGGAGCUACCAUCAUCACUGCGGGUCAUUCGGUCUCUGAGCGCAGUUACCUUCCCCAGUGCCUACGACCCUGGCUCGAGCGCGAAUUCGCCCCAACCCACGUCCCCAUUGAUAUCGCCACCACCGAUGUUGAGCCUGGUGUCUACGUCCUGCCAAGCGACCCUACCCAUUCGUUUGUGCAUCAUAAUUAG